Molecule: messenger RNA, 3453 nt
Organism: Apis cerana (Asiatic honeybee)
Lineage: Eukaryota; Metazoa; Arthropoda; Insecta; Hymenoptera; Apidae
Gene: RASSF8
Product: ras association domain-containing protein 8
Biological process (GO): signal transduction
Source: RefSeq, a predicted model, not a curated record
CUAUAUUAACAUGGAUGUAAAUCUGUCAUUUUGAUAAUUAUAUGAUUAAGGUUAUAGACAACGAAUUGUCUAAUUAUUAUAAUAUUAUUUAAACUUUAUCAAGCAUGAUUGUUUGAUGAAAUUUAAAUAUAAACGUAUGGAUAAAAUUUUGCAAUGCAAAAGUUUAAUCUUGAAAUUCUAAAUUGGUGACGUUAUGGAGUUAAAAGUAUGGGUAGAAGGAAUACAACGUAUUGUAUGUGGUGUUACAGAAACUACUACAUGUCAGGAUGUAGUAUAUGCUCUAGCCCAUGCAACAGGACAAACAGGUAGAUUCACUUUAGUAGAAAGAUGGAGAACAAAUGAACGUCUCUUAGCUCCAUAUGAAAAUCCUUUAAAGAUUUUAGUGAAAUGGGGAGAAUAUUCUUCAGAGGUUCAGUUAAUAUUAAGACGUUCUACUCCGGAAAAUAAUAAGGCUUCUAGCUCAUUAGGAACUCGUUUAAACCAUGGUACACGUUCAAAUGGUAUAAUGAGUCCUACUACAGAACAUAUUACAACUAAUAAUGGACAAGAUGAUACCAAGAAUACUGUAAUUCCAAAUUCUGAAUUUGAUGACUUACAAGGAUGCCUUGACAGAAAUCGUGAUAUCAGAAAAUCAUUAACAUUUGGAGGAUUACAUGGACAUGUUAUGGAAAAUAAUACAGAAAUUCAAAUGGAAAAUGUUGCCAUAGUUCAACCUACAUUGCAUUUAAAAAAUAAGGAAUUAAAUAUAAAAAAAAAUAUACAAAAACCAGCUCAGUCGCCUACCCAUGCUACUAGCAGUGAAAGUAACACACAUUUAUCACAAAAGAAAGUGCGUGAAGUUCCCCCAUAUAGAGAUCCUCCAGGUCCAGCUUCACCACCUUUAAGAACUUUACCUCCAUACAGAGAUCCUCCACCACCUAAUUUAAAUAGUCCUGGAAGAUCACAUUUUCAAUCUAGUACAAAUAUUGGAAGUCCUCAUGUUCAUAAAGAAGAUCAACCAUCUUCCAGUAAUUCUGUCAAACUAAAGAGAAAUCUUAUUCAGGAAUUUCAAGAAACAAAAGGACAAACUCAAUCUGUAAAUCAAUUAUCUGGUCAAACUCAAAAUAUGGUUACUGUUGCUUACACUCAACGCUAUGUUGAACUUAUAAGACUAGUCAAUAAACAACGUGAUACUAUUAAUGCUCAACAAGCAGAUCUUACUAAAUUUGAUGCUGAAAUAUUAUAUUGGGAAACUAAAAAUAGAGAACAGAUGCAUCAGAUAGAUUUUAUUUCUCAAGAAGUAAAUCGUAUGGAAACUACGGGACGUCUUAUUGAAGAACAGUUAAAAGAAUUAGCACAUGUUGAGGAAGAAAGUGAAAUAGUUAGACAACAAGAAAAAACAUUAAAAUCAGAAAUUACAUUACUAAGAUCAAAACUGGCAAAUUGUGAAACAGAAUUACUUCAAUGUAAAAACAAAAUCAGAUUAGUUAUGGAAGAACUUGCUAUAGAACAACACAAUAUAAGUCGUGAAACAGAUGAAAGACAAAUAAUGGAACGUAAAAUCAUUACCGAAGUUGAACAUCUUCAAAAUGAAGUAGAACAAGCUAAACGUUCCGCUGAGUUAGCUUCACAAUGUGCAGAAACAUUAAAGCUUGAAGUAGUAAGUUUAGAAUCUGCAAUUGUUGAGAAAAAAUUACAAGUAGAACGAUUAGUAGCGGAUAUGAAAGAAGCUAAUUUACAAAGUCUUGCUGUUGCUUGUCAAGAUGAACAAGUAAAAUCAUUAUUUGAAGGUGCCCACAAACCCGGCAGUACACGUAAAAUGAUAGGUUCACCAAGGCAAUUGGAGACUGCAGUACCUACAAGCAAGAAUCCACAUGGUGUUUGGGUAUAAACAUGUGUUAUUCGAUAUACUUUGCGAUAUCGAUUAUAAUACUUUUUAUUUUUAAUAUAGUAAGCAAUUAAACAUUUCAUGUAGAAUUAUAUGUGCAAUUUGCACAUCAAGUAGAAAUUUACAACGUAAGUCAGAUCUUUUACUUUUGUAUUACAUGUAUACAUUAAUUGUUUUAUUCACUGGCCAUAUAAUUUUCAACAAACUUAACUAUAAGUUUAAUUAAUAAUUUAAAUAUUAUUUGUAUAUAUUUAGCACGAAAAAGAAUUGGACAAUACAUUUAUCCAAAGUAUUACAAUUAUAAAUCAUGCAAUUCAUAUAUUACUUGCAUGUUUUUAAGAAAAUGUAUUUGUAAUUUAAGAAAAUGUAUUUAGAAAUUGUUACAAAUUUCACGAAAUUAUUACUUGAGAUAAGAUUAUAUAUUUUCUAUAUUAUCAAAAUAAUUCUGUGAAUUAAGUGCAUUUACAUGCACUACAUACUUAAAAUAUUAACAUAAUAUAUAUGUAUUGUGUAUCUUGUACAUAUCGUUGAAAAUAUGUGAUAAUGAAGUCUGAAAAAUUCUAUUCUAUCUUCUAUUAGUUUACAUUAACUUUAUUUCUAAAUAUUUAAAAAUCUAUUUUUUUUUUUUAAAUUUCAAUCCAAAAUCAAAUUCAUUGUAUUUUGUUUAACAAAUUUAAUUUUAUAUAAAAUUUGUUUAACUUGCAUUUAUUUUAUAUUUAAGUUUGCUUUGAUUUAUAUCAUAAUAAUUUUCGUUAUUUUAUGUUUAUUGUUAAUGCAUAUUCAUUAAAAUAACAUUUUCACACUGCCAUUAUUAGUAAUUAUCUUUUAAAUAUAAUGAAUAAGUAUAUAGCAUAUUAUAUUUCAUAUGUAAUUUCAUUUUUAUAAAAACUAAUCUUGUAAUUUUAUUGUCGAUAAUAUUGAUUUUUUUUUUUAUAAUGUUUACCAAAGUGUGUUAAUUUUUUAUUAAGAAUAAACAUAUAUUGUACAAUAAAAUAUAAAAGUUAUUAAAAAUUAAAAUUAAAAUAAAUUAAAAUUAAAAUAUGAAAUAUAUUUAUUUAUUUAAUUGAUUAUAUAUAUAUUUUACAAAUAUAAAUAUAAAUAUAUAUUUAUAAAAUUUUUGAAAAUAUAAUAUAAAUAUAUUAAAAAAUAUUUUUAUAUCAUGAAUAAUAUAUAUCCUUCUAAAUAAGAUCGAAAUCAAAUUUUAUAAAAUGAUUAUGAGAUCUAUUAAAUACCUUAUCUAUGAUUGAUGUGAUUAUAAUUUCGCGCGUUUUUGAAUUCGAUACCUUAGAAAACGAUAAAUACUAGUAAUACUUUUAAAUUACAUAUAACUGUAAAUAUAUAGAUAAAUAAAAGAAAACAUUAUUAAAUAAGUUCAAUAUUUGAAGUAUGAUUAUAAUUUAUUAUAAUAUGAUAUUUAAAUAAUUUAAAUAAUUUAUUAAAUUAUAAAUUUAAUAAAGAUUUAAAUAAUAUUUAUUUUAUGCAUUUUUCAAGCAAAUAUGAGUCUUUGGGUGGAUAAAUAUCGUCCAACAACACUCGGAAAGUUGGAUUAUCAUAAAGAACAAGCAAAUUAUUUAAAAAACAUGGUA